AUGAAUUCUAAUGUUAGUGUGAUAUCAGAAACAGUAAUUAAUGAAAAUGAAGAAAGCUUCAAUGAUAAGAAAAUAUUAUUAUCGUCAACGAAAGAUCUUCAUAGAAAUUUAAAAGAACGACAUAUGAUUAUGAUUGCAUUAGGUGGAACUAUUGGUACGGGAUUAUUUUUAGCUUCGGGUCAAGCAUUAGCUGGAUCGGGACCUGGUGGAUCUCUUGUUUCUUAUCUUCUUGUUUCAAUUAUGGUUUAUUUUGUUAUGACAAGUUUAGCUGAACUCUCAACUCAAUAUCCAAUAAGUGGUUCAUUUAAUACAUAUGGAAGUCGUUUUGUUGAUGAAGCAUUUGGUUUUGCAUUAGCAUAUAAUUAUUAUUUUUCAUGGGUUACGACUAUAGCUGGUGAAUUAGUUGCUGCUGGAAUAAUAGUUCAAUUUUGGUUACCACAUGUUCCAAGUGUUAUUUGGUCAUUAAUAGGAAUGAUAAUUAUGUUUGUAUUAAAUGCAUUUACUGUUAAAGGUUAUGGAGAAGCUGAAUAUUGGUUUGCUAUGAUUAAAGUUCUUACUGUUGUUAUAUUUAUAAUAGUUGGCGUAUUAGUCGAUAGUGGAGUACUUGGACACGAUAAAAUUGGAGUUAGUAAUUGGAAAAUUGAUGGAGCACCUUUUUAUAAAGGCUUUAGUGGUGUUGUUACAACUUCAAUUGUUUCUGGUUUUGCUUUUCAAGGUACCGAAGCAGUUGGUAUAGCUGCAGGUGAAAGUGAAAAUCCUCGUCGUGAUGUUCCACGUGCAAUGAAUGGAACUAUUUGGCGUAUAGUAUUGUUUUUUGUUGGAUCAAUAUUUGUAAUGGGUCUUGUUAUACCAUAUAAUGAUCCUAAUUUAGCUCAUAAUGAUGAUGUUAAAAAUGUAGCUAUAUCACCAUUUACACUUGUUUUUAUAAAAUCAGGUAUUAAACCAGCUAUUCAUAUUAUGAAUGCAGUUAUAUUAACAACAAUAUUAUCAGCUGGUAAUUCAGGCCUUUAUGUUUGUACACGUGUUUUAUAUUCUUUAGCCAACGAAGGAAAAGCUCCAAAAAUAUUUUCUCAUUUAACUCGAACAGGUAUUCCAAUAUGGUGUCUUGUAUUUACAACAAUUAUAUCAACAGUUUUAUUUGCUUUUUCAUUUAUUGGCAAUAAAAUAAUUUACCAAUGGUUAGUUAAUAUAACCGGUAUAAUGGGUUUUAUAGCUUGGUUUGGUAUAUCAGUAGCUCAUUGGAGAUUUCGUCGAGCUUUUAUUAUACAAGGAUAUUCAUUGAAUGAUCUAGUUUAUAAAGCAUUAUUUUUUCCUUUAGGACCAAUAUUAGCAGGAUCAUUAAUAUUGGUAUCCGUACUUGGACAAGGUUAUUCAGCAUUUACAACACAUCCAUUCAAUUUUAGUAAUUUUUUAUCAGCUUAUAUAACAAUACCAGUGUUUUUUAUUAUUUUUUUUGUUUAUAAAUUUGUUAAAAAAACACGCUUCAUACCUUUAAGAGAAAUUGAUCUUGUAACUGAUAAUAUUAUGUAUCGUCAAACAGAACAAACAGUUCAUAUUUAA
This is a messenger RNA of Rotaria socialis, 1560 nucleotides long. The record is from the annotation of a GenBank genome assembly. Lineage: Eukaryota; Metazoa; Rotifera; Eurotatoria; Philodinida; Philodinidae.